Messenger RNA from Puccinia graminis f. sp. tritici CRL 75-36-700-3, 2601 nucleotides. RefSeq lists its product as uncharacterized. Lineage: Eukaryota; Fungi; Basidiomycota; Pucciniomycetes; Pucciniales; Pucciniaceae. The record is from RefSeq and is a predicted model, not a curated record. The transcript has 6 exons. The coding region runs from base 1 to 2601 and encodes 866 amino acids.
AUGGAACAUCACAACCAAUCAACGGGUAACCUCCUCAGCGCGGACGGGCUACUCCAGCACUCAUAUCGGCCUCUCUCUAACUCGACCGAUCGCUGGAACCGCGGGACAAACGGGAUGGGCCACCAUUUGCAAGAACGGUUCGAGGACCAACAGAUGAGAUCGUCAGUGGGGUCUUCGACUCCCCUCUCGGUCAUUCCAAUCGAUGUCGGGCGGCCUCUGAUUCCACCUUCCUCCACCAACAGCAGCGACCGCGUGAAUCCCUUCCUAGCGUCAGCGGCCACACGCAAGAUAUCUUCUUCAACUCGCAAGCAGAACCGCACUCGCGCGGAGAUCGACGCUGACAAAGCUCUCACUGCUGCCAAGAAGGCGGAGAAGGCCCAAAAGGCCGCGCAAAAAUUGGAGGCUCAAAGACAGAAGAGGUCUGCCAAGGAGGCCCGUGCAGCGUUGAAGGGUUCAGUUGCGACGCCUCCGACCCCGAGGUUUGUGUGGUCUGAAGAGGCCUCGUUGGAGCUCCUGCGUUUUGUUAAGGAGGCCAAAGACGAACACGAUGACCUGAGCAAGCAAACAGCUGGAUUCAUCGCGUGGACUCCGUAUUUCCUCAACCGUCAGGCCGACCGGGGUGACUACCCUCUCCUGAAUGGCAUUGCCAACGAUGUCAUACUCCGACGAUAUCGGGUGUUGAUGAACUUGUGGAAGGUGGUUUUUGAUAAGCUUUCACAUUCUGGUAGUGAAGGUCUACACGAGGUGUUGGCUAAGGAGAACAUGUCUCAUAUGGUGUGGAAUUGUAUCAAUUCAAUGCACGGCGACAACCCCGCCGCAAAUGCCUACGGGCAUAUGGAACUUGGUGGGGACCUAGGCUCCCUGAUUGCUGACUUGGGACCUGGGCAACCGAAUGAUGUGGCACCUGCGUCCGAGCGGCCGCCCGAGGAUGAGGAGGCACAGCGGCUGCGUGAUCGGCGAGGGAUCGCCGGCUUGACCGCCGAGGAGUUGGCUUUGGACUGCUCGGACGAGGAGGACCUAGGCUGUUUGCCCUCAGGCGUUCUCACCAAUCAGACGCACCCGACCAUGGGAGCAUCACCAGGGCGAGCGCGGACUUCCGGGGCUGCCCUAUUUGAUGGGAUCCCUAGGGCACCAUCGGUGGCCAUGGGCUCCGGUGGCAGUGGGUCAACUACUGGUCCUGCCCAUCCUUCCACCCCAACGGUUGGCCCAACUCCUACUGUUCCUCCUACCCCGACGGUUCCCCCAACGGCGACAGUUACCCCAACCCCGACGGUUCCUACCGACGUGAUCCUUAUGGCUAAGCCCCCGCCUGCGGGGCCACACCCUGCCCGACGUCGGGGCCGGACCGAGGUCACCAAACACAAGGAUUCCUCAGCCGGAGCCCUACUUGUGAUGUUACAAAAAUCUCAUGAUCGGCAAGACCAGUUACAACUUGAAAACCACCAGGUGGCUGAGAAGAAGGCCAAGGCGAAAGAUUUAGUGCGCUUGGAGGCAAUGGCUGAGGCUGCACACGACCGGACUAUCAGGGAUGGGCAGCUCAAGAUUGAUCGGGACCUGGCUGAGAAGCGGAAUCAGCUGAUGGACGACGAGUUCCGAGCUCGGGAGGCCGAUCGGAAGGAAGAACGGCGCCUGGAUAAGGAGUGGCGAGCGGCAGAGGGACGUCGGUACGAGGCCAGUCAAAAACAGUUGGCCGCCGAUAGGAAGGAUCAAGAUGAUGCCCGUCGAGCACAGGAACAAUCGACACAGAUGUUCCAGGCAGCGCUCAUGCGCAUGCUUGGUGUGGGGGGGGGGAUAAUCCGGUUGCCGAUCGCCCGUAGGCCAUCCAACAUGGCAGUCGCCUGUUGGCAUCUCAUGGUUACGGGCCUCUGGGCCCUUGUCCCUGCGCGCCACUCCUCUGGGGUUCAUAACCACAAGGCUGCAACCGAUCAGUGCGAGCUCAUCGUCUUGCUCCCCACCCGCCCAACAGACAAACUUUGCGACCAACCCUCCUCAAUAAUGUCGCUCAAUGUAUCUGACGACCGAUCGAUCCCCAACAGUGACCUCUCAGCCACCACAUCCCUUACCGCUGAGGUCCGCCAUUUGAAGGAAAUUCAUGGAAUAGGCGACUGCCCGUCCAACGCUCGGGCAAAUGACAGGAUUGCCUACCGCCGAAACAGCAUGCACAGAGAAUGGCUGCCUGAGGCGACCCCCAACGCGCACAGUUUCGGCCGGUCAGAAGCUGUUCCCGCCUCCGUUCCGACGGAUGACGGUAACAGUCAACCCCAGCCCCCUGAUGGAUCAACUGACACACCCAGCGUUCCUGGGCCUCAGGCGCCAGAGAACUCUUUGAACCUCUCAACAAGUACACAUACAGGCAGCUCUACGUUGCACUCCCGCACUACCCCAACCGGCUCGGUCGCAAGCUACCCUGAGGACGAUUUCACAGCUCUUGGCCGGUCCGCCUCAGGUGGCUCAUCUGCAGAGGCCAAUGGGCUGCUCAAAGACCCAGCGUCCGCAGCUGGCUCAUCUGCAGUCGCCAACGGGGUGAUCAAAGACCCAUCUGACGAGGCGCACCUCAGAUGUUCGAAUGCCCUUCGCAUGUUAUUCUAUAAUGGCUCUUGA